Dovyalis caffra is the source of this 5940-nucleotide messenger RNA. Lineage: Eukaryota; Viridiplantae; Streptophyta; Magnoliopsida; Malpighiales; Salicaceae. The record is from the annotation of a GenBank genome assembly.
AUGGGUGGUCUUCAUCAUAUAUCAUGGUUCCAGUUUCUCCCUAAUGAAUCUGAUUUGAACUCUUUACCUGAUAAGAGGCAAGAAUCAUUUGGAUCCCUCAUCUUUGCCUUUGAUUUGAUCUCAAGGCCAUCUAAAACAUUUGGAAUGAUAUUUUCAUGGUUGGACAGUGUAAAAGUAGAGCAGAAAGAUGUUGCUACAUGGCUUGUGCUUUCGGCUCAUUUGCAGUUGCAGAAGGAGGGAUUUCUAAGCACAUGGACCAAUUCCUUUGUUGGACCUUGGGAUCCAUCACAAGGUCUACAUAAUCCUGAUGAGAAAAUAAAGCUCUGGCUUUUCCUUCCUGGACGUUGUUCAUCUGUAGGUGAUAAGGCUCAAGCUGCAGUGUCUAGAUUAAGAGGUUAUGAAUUUGUUGCAUCUGGAGUUUGGGUAGCUCCUGGGGACUCUGAAGAGGUUGCAGCAGCCCUUUCUCAGUCUCUGAGGAAUUACAUAGAGAGAGCAUUGGCCGGGUAUUCAUACAUGAGGAAAGGACAGCCCACAAUUGAAUUCAUCUUUUCCGCCUCUGAAGAGGCAAUCUUUGUGCACGUGAUAAUAUCUGCAAAGAAUAUCCGAGCACUUUCAAAUGGUGAUGUGGAAAGAGUGUUAAAACAUUCUUCUACUAAUUCCAGUUAUAGGCUUCCAGUGAUUGCUGCUCCUCAUGGAAUUCGUGGUUCACUGACAGGAUGUUGUCCAAGUGAUCUUGUCAAGCAAGUGUAUUUGAGUUCUGGCAAGUCUAGGACAUUGAAUGGAUUUAUUGGCCUCCCAUAUCAUGUUGCUCAAGGGCCUGCCUGCCAGCUGAGGGGACAAAAUUGCUAUGUUGAAAUUACACUAGGUUGCCUGAGGUCUGAGAGUGACAAGGCAUUGCAAACAAACUUGCAGUUAACUAAGAAUUCAUCCAAGAAUCAUAAUGCAGAAUCUGCUGCAGUAAGGAGAGGUGAUCAGAAGGUAUCACCUGAUCACUUAUCAGCUCAUGAGAAAGCAUUUAUUUAUCCAACUGAGGCAGUUGUUGUUCCAAUUUUGGCUGCAAAACUGGAUUGGGCCAUCACUGCCUGGUUCAUCGUUCUUUAUGCAUUGGUUAGUUAUGUUCAUGCUUUUCGAAGAAAAAUUGCUGAUACUGCUUUACUUGAGAAAUUAUGCUGUGAAAGUUCUCAUGGUGGUGAUACAGACUUUCUGGAAGGAUCUUGGAUUGAAUCUAAUGGAGUACGUAUGCAGCAUGGCUAUAACAGUAGUAGCAAUAGUAAUAGUAGCAGCAUCAGCUCCAUAAGCAGCGGCUCUAGUGAUAGUGAUUACAAGAUGACCACCGGUGAGCUUGAGGCUGAUGCUGAUUCAUUGUCAUGCAGACAAUCUGGUUUAUCUUCCAAUGAUCAGAUGGAAAAUGAUGGCCUCAAAUUGGGUUCUAAGCGUCAUCGAACAGGGAUGACUGAGCCAUUUGGUCAUGUGGGCAUGGUUAAAAAUGCUCCUAUGCAAGAUUUUGGUUCAGUCGAAGUUAAUGAUUCAGCUAUUACAGGUAUUGCAAAUGAGCAGAUUGGAUCUCGUUGGGAUUGGGACGAUGACAGAGGCACGGGCAUGGAUAUCCAAGCUCUUCUCUCUGAAUUUGGUGAUUUUGGCGACUUCUUUGAGAAUGAUGAUCUGCCUUUUGGAGAGCCUCCUGGAACAGCAGAGUCACAGGCUCUUAUGUUUUCUGGUCCAGAUUGUGGCGAAGUUGCUAACAGUCCUAUUGGGGUAAUGGAUGUGGAUCAGAUGCUUCUGCCGGUAGCUUUUCCAUCUUUUGAAAGCUUUAAUCCAUCUCCUGCGGUAGAUGAAAGUGCCAGCAAAAGCCAAGAGACCACACAUAGUGCUCUGGCAUCAGUUCCAGCGAACUGCACUCCACCAUCUUCUUCAGGUGAGUUUGAUCAUUUAAUCAAAGCUGAAGCUUUGAUGACCUUUGCCCCAGAAUAUGGAGCAGUUGAAACCCCUACAAGCGAAUUCUCCUCAUCAAUUUUCAGGAGCCCAUAUUGUCCAAAAUCUCGCCAAGUGGAGAGCUCAAAUUCGAGUUCAAAUAACUAUGCAUAUGGUGCAACACCACCAUCUUCUCCUUGCUUUGAAGGAUCAAAUGAGAAAACUGGCAUGCAGGUGAAUCUGAAAACAGGUCCUGGAAGGUAUGAUGCAAAGAAAUAUUACACCCUUGUGGAAAGUGGGAAAGUGCAACUUGAUAGACGAAUAUUCAUAUCUAACGAAAGCCAUCCUACCAGUGAGGCAAUGGUGCCAUCUCCAUUAUUGACUUCCAAUUCCUCAAAUACUGUCAAAUCUGUCCAGAGGAAAAUGAGCGAUGGCACACUAGGAGCAGAAAGUUUCUUAUUUUCUAUGAAGACUGUUCUGGCAACUGAAGUAGAAUGCAUGAUGUUUCAAGCUUCCAUGUGCAGGAUGCGACACACACUGUUGUCUUCUGGUAACCCUACAUCUGUAAAUUUGAGUAGGUUAAGUGGAAGCACUAUUUUGAAUCAGCUGCAUGGUGAUGCAAGUACCAUGACGGACAGCAUAUCUGGCAGGUAUGAAGUGAAGAAAAAAGAAUCUAUACCAGUUAGAAUAGCUGGGGAUAUGGAUGGUGGAGUGCUAGAUGGGCACCUCAAUGCACCUGUAGGUGUUUGGCGCUCUGUUGGAGUUCCUAAAUUAACAAAACACUCUAGUUCACCAAAUAUUGAAGUUAGUGCGUCCUUGCCACACCAUUCAUUCAGUGAGGAAGGAAUUCUCUCUUAUAGGCAAAGGCAGCAGCCACUGCAGGAGCUUUUGGAUGGCAUGGCAUUGCUUGUCCAACAAGCUACUUCCUUUGUUGAUGUGGCUUUGGAUGCAGAUUGUGGUGAUGGUCCUUAUGGUUGGCUUGCAUUACAAGAACAUUGGAGGCGUGGGUUUUCUUGCGGGCCUUCCAUGGUCCAUGCAGGUUGUGGUGGGACUUUGGCUUCUUGCCAUUCUCUGGACAUUGCUGGUGUGGAACUAGUUGAUCCACUUUCUGCUGAUAUUCAUACUUCUGCAGUGACAACCUUGCUACAGUCUGAAAUCAAAAUAGCCUUGAAAUCUGCAUUUGGGAAUUUGGAUGGUCCAUUAUGUGUUGCUGAUUGGUGCAAGGGCCGCAUUCAGUCAGGUGAUGGAGCAACCACAUGUGAUGGAUCCUUUGGGGAGUCCACUUUAAGUGAAGGCAAAGAUUCUCCAAGCACUGUAACACUGUCUGUUGGAGAACCAAUGAGCCCAGCCCUCUCUUCUGCUGCUGGAUCGACUUCCCUUAAAGAUGGAGCUAAAGGGAUGUCUCCUAAAGUGGAUGAGACAUCCCAAAAGAAAUCGAAUCAGGAAAUAGAGCCAGAGCCGCUUCCCAGGAUAAAGCCAACAGUUUUUGUUCUUCCAUCGCCUGCUAUUCUUGUUGGGUACCAGGACGAUUGGCUUAAGACAUCACCAAGCUCUUUACAACUCUGGGAAAAGGCUCCUUUUGAACCAUAUGCUUCACCAAAACCAAUAACUUAUCAUGUUGUAUGUCCAGACAUCGAUCCCCUUACUUCUGCUGCUGCAGAUUUUUUCCAACAACUUGGAACUGUUUAUGAGACGUGCAAACUCGGAACUCAUUCACCUCAGAUUCUGGGAAACCAAAUGGAGGUGGAUGCAGGGAAAUCUUUGUCGUCUGGUUUUGUACUACUUGAUUGCCCUCAGUCAAUGAAGAUAGAAAGCAGUAAUGCAUCUCUUGUGGGAUCAAUAAGUGAUUAUUUUCUCUCUCUCUCCAAUGGUUGGGACCUGGCAAGCUAUCUUAAGUCUCUUUCAAAGGCUCUCAAGGCUUUAAAAAUUGGUCCAUCGUUAUCAACAAACCCAAAAGAAGGAAAUAGCAGUCCUUGUAUGGUUAUCUAUGUGGUGUGCCCCUUUCCUGAACCUGCUGCAGUUCUACAAACUGUCAUUGAAUCCUCUGUUGCUAUGGGGUCAAUCAUUCCCCCAGCAGAUAGAGAGAGGAGGUCUAUGCUGCUGGGUCAGGUCGGCAAAGCAUUAAGCAGCUUGGCAGCUGUUGAUGAAGCAUCAGCAUCAAAUGUUCUAGUACUUUCAGGGUUUAGUGUUCCUAAAUUGGUAUUGCAAAUUGUUACAGUUGAUGCAAUUUUUAGGGUUACAAGUCCAGCUCUUAAUGAGCUCGUCAUUCUUAAGGAGACUGCUUUCACUGUAUACAACAAGGCCCGGCGAAUUUCUAAAGGAUCUUCAAAUGAUGCUCAAGCAUCAAUGUCAAGUAGAUCUCAUUCAGUAUUAACACAAAUGAGUUCUGUUCCAGCAAUGUGGAAUUCGUUACCAAGAGAGGCUGACAUUGAUUCUAGAUUGAGAGCUGGUACUUGGGAUAACUCCUGGCAAACAACAAGGACUGGAGGCUUGACCUGUGAUCCAAACCGAAAUGGAGAUUUUUCACUUCAAGAUGAAAUUCGCUUCAUGUUUGAACCACUUUUUAUUCUUUCAGAGCCUGGAUCUCUGGACCAAGCUGUCACACCUACAAUUAUUGGUCAUUUAGGUACUGAAUCUUCAAAGCUGCAAUUUGAUGAUACUGGUGGAAGCUUCAUGCAAAGUGCAAGCCCAGCAGGGAGUGUGGAUACUGGAGCUAGCUCACAACAUGAUGGAUCUGAGCCCGAUGGCUAUGGAUCUAGUUAUCAAAAGGCUCUUCCAAGCCUGCAUUGCUGCUAUGGAUGGACAGAGGACUGGCGUUGGCUAGUUUGCAUCUGGACAGAUGCAAGAGGAGAAUUGCUUGACAGCCAUAUAUUCCCUUUCGGUGGAAUUAGCAGUCGCCAGGAUACAAAAGGUUUGCAAUGCCUUUUUGUGCAAGUUUUGCAGCAAGGAUGUCAGAUACUUCAGGCUUGCUCCUCUCCUGAUGCUGGCAGCAUAAAGCCUAGAGAUUUUGUGAUUACCCGCAUUGGAAGCUUCUUUGAGCUUGAGUAUAUAGAGUGGCAGAAAGCCAUUUAUUCAGUUGGGGGUUCUGAGGUGAAGAAAUGGCCACUGCAACUACGGCGAUCAAUGCCUGAUGGGAUGGCUGCAAGCACUAAUGGGGCUUCCUUGCAGCAACAGGAGAUGAGUUUAAUUCAAGAAAGAACACUGCCUUCCUCACCUAGUCCAUUGUAUAGCCCUCACUCAAAAGCAUCUGGCUAUAUGAAGGGUGGUUUGGGGCAACCUUCUUCAAGAAAGCAGCUUAUGGGUGGGCACGCCACAGUUGACCACUCAAGGGGGAUGCUUCAGUGGGUGCAGAGCAUCAGUUUUGUUACCAUUUCAGUUGACCAUUCUUUACAUCUAUUGUUCCAGGCUGAUACACCAUCUCCUGGAGUAAGUGGCAGUGGUGUUGGUGCGUCAAUCUAUCUGGAAGGUAUCACCCCUGUAAAGUCUCUUGGUUCAACAUCAGCAUCUUACAUUUUAGUUCCGUCACCCAGUAUGCGCUUCCUUCCCCCAACACCUCUGCAGCACCCCACAUGCCUCACUGCUGAAUCCCCACCACUUGCACAUCUCCUUCAUAGCAAGGGAUCUGCAAUUCCGCUCUCCACUGCUUUCGUGGUUUCAAAAGCUGUACCUUCCGUGAGGAGAGACCAUAGGAGCAAUUCAAGAGAAGAAUGGCCUUCAGUUCUGUCUGUGAGUCUCAUUGAUUAUUAUGGAGGCAACAAUAUGACCCAAGAUAAAAUGUUUAGGGGGAUGAUGAAGCAGGGCGGACGGACUUUAGGCGCCGAUGGUAAAGAUUUAGAACUUGGGACCCAAGUAAUUCUUGAGAAUGUCGCAGCAGAACUUCAAGCCCUAUCAUGGAUGACUGUGAGCCCAGCAUAUUUAGAGCGACGAACCGCACUGCCAUUUCAUUGUGACAUGGUUUUAAGACUCAGAAGAUUGCUCCAUUUUGCUGAUAGAGAGCUCUCUUCACAGCCUGGUCGAUCGCAGGUAUAA